CCAGAAAACACGUGGGUUCAAACAAACUUCGUCGCGAUUACAAAUAAGUACACAGUGGAUGGAAGCUGUUUUCUACAUAAAGUUCUCUGUCUACAUCACGUUUCUCUGAAAAUUGCUGUCUGUGUCAUUCAUCCUCCUAAUGUCUGUCGUAGUUUCGGAUGCUUGCGGCUGGCUACUGGAUUCCCAUUCUUUUAUUAAUGAACAUUAUGUUUGUUGCCUUACAAAGCAUGGUUGCUCGCAACAAAGUGCAGCAUAUACUUUUAAGAGGGAGUAUUUUAACAUCGAAAGACCAUAUAUUGUGUCUAAACCGACCGAAAACGGGGAAACAGGACAGUCUAUGCACGAUUUGAAAACCCCAAGUGCUGUUCAAAAGGGUAAAGGAAGGAAGCGUAAGCGAAGCUUGAACCAGGGUGAGCUUGAUUCGGAAGUCUACCAUGACAAGAUUAGACUGCUGGUUCAAGAGGGCACCAGAUCUCUAGUCGAGAUGAGCCAGACUCUGGGCUACAUGAUAGGAGUAGUGGCUUCGAAAGCAACAGAGACGAUGACGCCUCCGGACUGCCACCUGGCGGACAUGUGUGAUAUGGCCAAGUCGUUGCAUUUGGAUGAUGGUGGUGCUGAUGAUGCAUGCCCCCAGUCCAUCUGGGGAGAUGAUGAUGCGCUGGACCUGUUUUCCCGCCUUACGGAAAAUCCACGCGAUCAGAGCUGUGAGAUGACUCUAAUGAGGGGACGCUACCUCAUUCCUCCACGUUGCAAAUUCCUUCUGUCGGAUAUAACGUGUACACAGCCCCUUCGGAACAGUGGAGAGACGUUUGAUCUAAUUGUCCUGGAUCCACCAUGGGAAAACAAGUCUGUGAAAAGGAGCAGUAGGUACAGCUUCCUCCCAUCCUCUCAACUCAAACAACUUCCAGUUGAUGUCUUGAGUUCACCCGAGUGUUUGGUGGUUACCUGGGUAACAAACCGGCCCAGGCAUCUGCGUUUUGUCAAAGAAGAGCUGUACCCACACUGGGGAGUCCAAGUACUCGCAGAGUGGCUUUGGGUGAAGGUGACUCGGGCUGGGGAGUUUGUUUUCCCUUUAGACUCUCCACAUAAGAAACCGUAUGAACUCAUGGUACUGGGACGAAAAAGCUACAACUCCACAUCUUCCAAUGAAACAGUCGCAACCAGUGAUGGCAGUGAAUUGAGUGAAUGUGCUGUACCUCUUCCAGACCAUCGCCUGGUUGUCAGCGUUCCCUCAGCUCUGCAUUCCCAAAAACCCUCACUCUCAGCUGUGCUAAAACCAUAUAUUCGCCCGAAUGCUAGAUGUCUGGAGCUGUUUGCACGCAACCUACAAUCAGACUGGACUAGCUGGGGAAAUGAAGUGCUCAAGUUUCAACAUAUCAGCUACUUCACCAAGGACUCCACUAACACACAUCAACCAAACGAGGAAAAGGCACAUAUCACAGUGUGAAUAUGUUUUUAAAACCCAGUUUUCAUUUUUAUUAUGAUUCCUUUAUACGUUUUUUAAAUAUUGUCAAAUAUUAUAAUGUUUUUGUACAUGUAGAAAUGCUAAGAACAUGAGGUAUUAUACAAGUCUGUCUGUAUUAGUAAUAUAACAUUGCUUCCUGGAUGAAGUCUGUGUAGGUAACCCAAGAGUUGGGCAGCAACUUUCUGGAUGAUUUUGCAUCUGCUUGUAAAUUUGUUUGAUUAUUUUUCUAGUAAAUGUGCACACAUUUUAGAUGUAAAUAAAAAAGGGUUGAAAUUUA
Engraulis encrasicolus (European anchovy) is the source of this 1742-nucleotide messenger RNA. It is a transcript of the gene mettl4, whose product is annotated as methyltransferase 4, N6-adenosine. Bases 140 to 1447 code for a protein of 435 amino acids. Gene Ontology annotation, cellular component: nucleus; cytosol. Gene Ontology annotation, molecular function: nucleic acid binding; site-specific DNA-methyltransferase (adenine-specific) activity; RNA methyltransferase activity. The transcript is spliced from 8 exons. Lineage: Eukaryota; Metazoa; Chordata; Actinopteri; Clupeiformes; Engraulidae. The record is from RefSeq and is a predicted model, not a curated record.